AUGGCUUUUUGGAAUCCAGUGAUUGAGAAAGUGGAAGGGAAACUGACAGGAUGGAAAUCGAAAUUGUUGUCAUUUGGGGGUAGAAUCUCGUUGCUCAAAUCAGUGUUGGUGAAUUCUAAUAUUGGUUUAGUUGUUGGAAAUGGUGAAAAUAUCUAUUUUUGGACCGAUGAAUGGAUUGGAACUGGAACUUUGGCACAAAUGUUCCCAAGGAUAUUCGCACUGGCAAACAAUAAAAAUGGAAGGAUUGCAGAGUAUGACAGGUGGGAGGAGAAUGUGUGGAGAUGGGAUAUUUCUUUGAGAAGAAAUCUCUUUGACUGGGAAGUAACUCAAUGGGAUCGGCUCGAAACCCUUCUCAUUGAUGUCCAGAUUAGCAAAACACUAAAAGAUGAUAUGGUGUGGAAAGGUGAGGCCAAUGGUCUGUACACUACAAAAUCUUUUUGCAAAAAAUUGAUGGAGCCCACUGACAUGAGAGACAAGAUAUGGAAGAAUAUUUGGGCCAGCCUUGCACCACAUAGAAUUGAGGCGUUUGUGUGGCAAUUGCUUCAUGGAAAAGUUGGAGUGAAGGAAGAACUGAUUUGGAUGACACAAUGUUGGGAGAUCUCAAAGAUAAGAGUGGCCUCUUGGGCUAAUGCUAAAUGGCCUAAUGAGUAUCCUUCUGUUUUGACUACUUUCAUGUUUCCUGAAGUUGGAUGUGGUGGUAGAAAGAAAACAAAAGAGAGAAAAAGUGCUACAUGGGAAAAACCAAAGCUAGGGCAACUGAAGUUUAAUGUGGACGGAGCGGCUCAAGGAUGUCCGGGACCUGCUGAAAUUGGGGGAUGGAUUAAAGAUCCUGCAAGUGCGUCUUGGAGACUGAGAUUUUGGAUGAAUCAGAUUGAAAGGUUUAAGGAGUUAUGUACAGAAUGGGAAAUCAGACAUUCACCGAGAGAGGCUAACCAAGAAGCCGAUUCACUUGCCAAAGCUGCCAUCCAUCUUCAAAGUGAGAUAUUGGGAAGAAUGUUGUGA
Molecule: messenger RNA, 1002 nt
Organism: Theobroma umbraticum
Lineage: Eukaryota; Viridiplantae; Streptophyta; Magnoliopsida; Malvales; Malvaceae
Molecular function (GO): nucleic acid binding
Source: RefSeq, a predicted model, not a curated record